AUGUCCGCGUGCGAGAAGGGUGGGCAUUGGCAGCAGGCGCUGCUGCUGCUGAGUGCACUGGCGGAGGCGCAGAUUCUGCCAGACAUUCUCAGCUACGCCGUCGGCGCCAGCGCGUGUGGCAAAGGCGGGCAGUGGCAGCCGGCGCUGUCGCUGCUGACAGAGGCCUGGGAGGCAAAGCUCGAGCCCAGCGUUGUCAGCUACAGCGCUGGGAUUCACGCGUGCACAAAUGGCGGCCAGUGGCAGAAAGCGUUAUUGCUGCUGCGGGAGAUGAUGGCUAUCAAGCUGGACGCUGACACCACGAGCUACAACAUUGCGAUCAACGCGUGUGGUAAAGCGUCUCCAGUGCCGUGGCAACACGCGCUGUUGCUGUUGAGCGAGCUUGCGGAAGUUGGUCAGCCGGACGCCAUCAGCUACAAUUCGGGGCUCUCGGCUUGCCAGGAGGCUGGGCAGUGGGAGCAUGCGUUGUUGUUGCUGGGGCAAGUGCGGGAGACGAAAUUGGAGGUGAUAGUCGGUUGCUUCAGCGCCACGAUCAACGCGUGCCGCAGGGGCGGCCAGGUUCACAGGUCGCUGUCGCUGCUGGAGGAGAUGAUUGUCUGCAGGUUCGACAGCGCCGUCGUCGGCUACAGCGCUGGGAUCAAUUCGUGCGAGGCGGGGGGGCUUUCGCCGCGAGCGCUUCCACUGAUGGGCCUAAUGGAGCGGCGUGAACUUCUGAAUCUGCACACGUGCUGCGGAAGGACCUCGGGCUAUCCGGCCCUU
Messenger RNA from Prorocentrum cordatum, 756 nucleotides. Lineage: Eukaryota; Dinophyceae; Prorocentrales; Prorocentraceae. The record is from the annotation of a GenBank genome assembly.